Magnolia sinica is the source of this 2717-nucleotide messenger RNA. RefSeq names its product probable galacturonosyltransferase 6. Bases 233 to 2068 code for a protein of 611 amino acids. Gene Ontology annotation, molecular function: polygalacturonate 4-alpha-galacturonosyltransferase activity. NCBI's taxonomy places the organism in Eukaryota, Viridiplantae, Streptophyta, Magnoliopsida, Magnoliales, Magnoliaceae. The record is from RefSeq and is a predicted model, not a curated record. The transcript is spliced from 9 exons.
CAGCGAUCGAAGUGGAUUCAAAACCCAACCUCUUCUCUCUCCCUCUAUUUCUCAAGACAAACAGAAGAACGAGAGAAGAAAAAGAAAAAGAAAAUCCCCGCAGAAACCCUAAUUUCAUCAUCAUCAUGAUCUCCUUCUCAGAGACUGGAAAUUCCAAACCUAAUAUCUAAAUUCAUAUUCUUUCACAGAGAUAUAAGGAGAGAGGGUGGGAGAGAGAUAAAUAGAUAGCGAUAUGCAAAACCCUAUAAAUAUUUGGGUAUUAAUUAGGAAAGCAGUAUGGAAAUGGCAGAGGAUUCUCAUCCUCUUACUGCUCUUUAUCACUGUCUUCGCUCAGAUCCUCGUCUUCCCCAAGAACAUCACAACCUUCACAUCUUUAAGAGCGCAUAAGGAAUUUCUUGAGGAUAUCUCCAGCUUUAAACACACGGGUGAUGGUUUGAAACUAAAUGCAAUCCACCAGGAAUUGGGUGAAGGUUUGAAAGAGCCAACGAGAAUUGUUUAUAAAGAUGAAAAUUAUACGACCGUAGUUCGUGGGAAUUCUUCUGGUGACAACUUCAUCACUAAGGAUGCUGGCAAAACUGAAGAGGGUGAUAGUUUAUUGGAAGGAAAUGGUUCAGGGAUUGAUAAUGCAAGUGGGAGAAAAAGUCAACCCAAAACUGAAUUGGUCCCAUUUGGAAGGAAGCAGGGGCAGCCUAAACAAUUGUCUGAAGGAGGAGAACCAAAUCGGCGUACCCUGUCUCGGAGUGUAACUGAUGAAAAGGUAAGGCAGAUGAAAGAUCAGCUGAUCAUGGCCAAGGCAUACUUGAAUUUCGCGCUAGAGAACCGUAACUCCCAUUUGGUAAGAGAUUUAAAACAGCGGAUAAAAGAGGUGGAACGAGCAGUCGGUGCAGCCACAAAGGAUUCAGAUUUGUCUCGGAGGGCUUUGCAAAGGAUGAGAUCCAUGGAGGUGACCUUGUCCAAAGCGAGCCGGGUUUACCCUGACUGUUUUGCAAUGGCAAUAAAGCUGCGUGCUAUGACCCACAAUGCUGAAGAACAGGUUCGGGCACAAAAGAAUCAGGCCAGCCAUCUUGUUCAGCUUGCUGCGAGAACCUUUCCCAAGGGUCUUCACUGCUUAUCCAUGCGGCUCACUGCUGACUACUACUCUCUGCAGCCGGUGGAGCGGGAGUUUCCCAAUAGACAGAAUUUGCAGCAGCCAGAUCUCUAUCAUUAUGCUGUUUUCUCUGACAAUGUCCUUGCAUGUGCAGUUGUCAUUAACUCCACUGUCUCCACAUCUGCGGAACCAGAGAAAAUUGUCUUUCAUGUGGUGACUGAUGCUCUCAACCUACCGGCAAUGUCAAUGUGGUUCUUGGCGAACAGUCCUGGUCAAGCAACAAUCCAAGUUGUGAGCAUGGACAAUUUUAAAUGGCUGCCUUCGAGUUACAACUCAAUGUUUACGCAGCCAAACUCCCUCGACCCAAGAUACACUUCUAAACUGAACCACCUCCGUUUCUAUCUGCCAGAUGUCUUUCCUACUCUCAAAAAGGUAGUGCUCCUUGACCAUGAUGUGGUAGUCCAGAAGGAUCUAAAGGGAUUUUGGAGUGCUGAUUUGAAGGGGAAGGUAAAUGGGGCAGUGGAGACAUGUGGGGAAAAUGAAUCAUUUCAUCGGAUGGAUAUGUUCAUUAACUUCUCAGAUGCAUCGGUGGCUAAGAGAUUUGAUGCCAAGGCAUGCACGUGGGCCUUUGGGAUGAACGUGUUUGAUCUGCGUGAGUGGAGGAGACGAGAUCUGACUGCAAAAUACCACAGAUGGCUGCAACUGGGAAAGAGGAAGCAGUUAUGGAAAGCUGGGAGCUUGCCGUUGGGCCUGCUGACUUUCUAUAACCACACAGUUGCUCUGGACCGACGGUGGCAUGUCCUCGGACUUGGAUACGAGUCAGGCGUCGGCCGAGGAGAGAUAGAGAGGGCAGCAGUCAUCCAUUACAAUGGAAACAUGAAGCCAUGGCUGGAAAUCGGGAUGGGAAAGUACAGAAGUUAUUGGAGCAAAUUUCUCAACUACGACCAUCCUUACCUGCAACAAUGCAACAUCCAUGAGUAACAAUGGUGGUAAUUAACUCUGCAGCAUUUCUUCCUCGAGUAUUUACUUGAACCUGCGUUCCCAUUUUCUAAAUGGUGACGACUGAUCGCCUGUACACAUCACAUGCAUGUAUGGAGCAAUCCGGACUGUUCAAAUCAUGGGCCAUUCUGGAGAAUAGCCAAAAUCACACUGAUGACAAUCAUAGCAGUUGAUUUUGCCUGUUGAGUGUGGGCAGCGGACCAACUUAUUUCAGCUGUCUAUUUAAUAAUAAGCGGAUGUUAGGAUCAUUCAAUCAGUUUGAUUUCAUCUGUUGUCCCAUUUGAUGGGCCUCAUUUGGACAGCCGGGAUUGAUUUACAUGCAUGCCAUGCAUAUGGUGGAUGAAUCACUACCAUUUGGAAAAUGAUGACUGAAGCCAAAUUCAUUGUAGUUAUUCUCGUGUAAAUUCCCUUUUAAUUUAAAAAAGAAAUUCCUUUUAUGGGUGGUAAAUUUCCAGAGUUGGAUCAAUUCAACUAAUUAAUAGAUGGAGAUGGAAUAUCGGAGGGUUGUUUGGGUUUUUAUUUUUAAAUUUUUUGUAAUUCUAGUUGCUGGAACUUCCUGUACAGAGACCUCACACCCUUUCCUCUUGUUUCAAAUCAAACAUCUCUUCUAUAUUAAAUUUUUUUCCCCCUU